CUUUCGGCUGAGCCUAAGUAGUGCACUUCAGGGGAAGAGACUACCCGGCGCGUGGUUUCAUUAUAGAUUUUAGUGCCCGAGGAAAAAGUUCUAGAUUUGAUACUAGAGACAGAAGCAAAAAAACUAAUAUUCGAGUGCGUGAAGUGGUUCGACGGGAUUACUUUGUUUGGGAGUGUUUUGUCAGCCAAAUUUUCUACUAGGGAAAAAAAUAAGUUGGACAGUUGUUAGUUUCGGCGAAGCAGGAUAUGCGACGGUCAAGGAAAUAAACAGCAUUGCCGCAGUGUUCUCACAGUGACGUGAUCGUUUAACGGAAGUGGACCUAGUUCAAAUAUCGGUGACUUAUUCAGUCCAGGACGAAAAGUUGACGGUGUUUGUUUCUACAUUUGCCAGUCCGAAGUUAACCAGUGAAAGUUUUGGAAAUUUUUUCGUUCGAGUGUAUCAACACAAGCCAGACCCGUUCUCGCAAGCAAGGUCGAGUGGCACAGCCUACUACGGACCAAUAAAAAGAUGGAUCUCAUAAACAACUUCUACGGUGGUUGGCGGCACCUAAUGGACGACCUGUCCGACCCCCGAACCAAAGACUGGCCCCUGAUGAGUUCACCGUUUCCCACCAUUGCCAUCAGUUUGUCCUACGCAUAUUUCGUUAAGGUCCUUGGUCCCCGAUUAAUGGAAAACCGAAAGCCGUUCGAACUGCGACGGGUGCUGAUCGUGUACAACGCCAUCCAAGUGGUGUUCAGUGCGUGGCUCUUCAGUGAGGCCUGCCUGGCUGGUUGGUUAACCCAUUAUAGCUACCGAUGUCAACCGGUGGACUACUCCCGAUCACCGAUGGCUAUGCGGAUGGCAUCCGGUUGCUGGUGGUACUUCUUCUCCAAGUUCACGGAAUUCUUCGAUACGCUGUUCUUCGUCAUGCGAAAACGCUACGAUCAGGUUUCGACACUGCACGUGAUCCAUCACGGUAUCAUGCCGGUUUCGGUAUGGUGGGGAGUUAAGUUCACCCCAGGUGGCCACAGUUCCUUCUUCGGCCUGCUGAACACAUUCGUGCACAUCGUGAUGUACGGCUAUUACCUGCUGGCUGCCAUGGGUCCCAAGGUUCAGAAGUAUCUCUGGUGGAAGAAGUAUCUCACUCUGCUGCAGAUGGUACAAUUCGUGCUGGUGAUGCUGCAUGCCUUCCAACUGCUGGUCUCGAACGAGUGCAACUAUCCGAUCGCAUUCGCUUACUUCAUCGGAGCUCACGCGGUUAUGUUCUACUUCCUGUUUUCCAACUUUUACAAACGGGCCUACGCGACACGGAAGCAAAAGGAAAAGGAGGACCAACUGCUGCUCAACAACGGAAAUCUGGAAUCGGAGCCAAACAAGAACAUCGAACCGCACCUAUCCACCUACCAGACGGCGAACGGAAAAACCAGCUUCUACCAGGCCGUGGGAAAAACGGUCGAGGAUAGCUACUCGACCACACGGCACCGGGUUUACGUCGGUUCGAUUAACAACUAAGUCUAACGUCCCAACGAUGGGUUUCUCCAUUUCUUUCUGUUCCCUGUUGCGUGUGUUUGUAGGCAGCGGAUUAGCUAUAGUUGUUCAAAUUCAAAAUCACCAGUACUUGAAGCAGGAGGAUCCGUAGACCACUCCCUAGUUUUAAAUUCUUCUCAUAGCAGAAAAAAAACAAGUACUGUUAUAGGCACUAGGUUUCUUCUUCAUAUAAAUGCAAUUUAACCGAACUUAGAUGGAGUCUAGCCACUUGGUAUUGUAGUUUUUUCUUUGUUGUUGUUAAAGCACACACCCAAACUAAUGAGAACAAUUGUGUUAAUUUUUACGACGGCUAAAAAUAAUGCAAGUUGCAAGUUUCGCGACGAUCCAAACCCUAGUUCUGGUCAAAGGGAGGAACACAUCUUUUCUCCUUCGGUUUUGUGUUCCUGCCGAGAGAGACACACAGAAAGGAUCCUCCUCCUAUUUCCCUACGCGAAACAUCCGUUCCUUAGGUCACAUAGGAAUUGCGUUUUCUACCCCCGCCCCUGGCAUCCGUCUCUUUCCAACUUCUGUAGCGUAUAGUAAUUUAACUAGCCUGUAAGAAAGAUGUAAGAGACUUGUAAAUAGCCGAUUAAUAAGUAAUGAUAGCAAUGUUCACGUAUACUUUGAAGUGUUCCCAAGCACAAUGCAAGACAGAACAUAAUGUUUAGCAUAUUUAACGACGGUUCGUACCCCGUAUGUGUAGGUUAAGCCAAAACUAAUAGAUCGAUACUGGAUCGAUGAUAGAAUCUAAACUGCAUUGUUGAAAAAAAAAAAACGCGAACGGUUGUAACAAAGCAAGAACAUGAAAUGUGAUUUGUUUUAAAAGUAAUAACGAGCUUUCUCUUGCUUGAAACAUGUUUUAUUUGAAAGAUCAGUUGAAAAUGCGGAACAGGCUCUUUUGUCGAUCCACGCUCGGAAACAAAACCCCCAUUCGAUACUACGAUUGAAUGCGAGUAGUAUCCGGGUUCAGAUGACAAAAUUUUUCUAGGUUAUCAAUUCAGAUGUUAUAAACAGAAAUUGCACUCUAAUUACUAGGUUUAUUGUAGGAUAAAGUUGAUGAACACUGUGAAGAAUUUUUUUGACAACAAAAACAUAGUGCAAUAAAUGUUAUAUCAGUAAAACUUUGAA
Messenger RNA from Malaya genurostris, 2634 nucleotides. Its product is annotated as elongation of very long chain fatty acids protein 7-like. Gene Ontology annotation, biological process: fatty acid elongation, saturated fatty acid; fatty acid elongation, monounsaturated fatty acid; sphingolipid biosynthetic process. Gene Ontology annotation, molecular function: fatty acid elongase activity. The record is from RefSeq and is a predicted model, not a curated record. The coding region runs from base 508 to 1491 and encodes 327 amino acids. The transcript has 8 exons. Lineage: Eukaryota; Metazoa; Arthropoda; Insecta; Diptera; Culicidae. Gene Ontology annotation, cellular component: endoplasmic reticulum membrane.